Messenger RNA from Halichondria panicea, 562 nucleotides. Its product is annotated as dynein light chain 2, cytoplasmic. Bases 16 to 444 code for a protein of 142 amino acids. Gene Ontology annotation, molecular function: dynein intermediate chain binding. Gene Ontology annotation, cellular component: cytoplasmic dynein complex. The transcript is spliced from 2 exons. Lineage: Eukaryota; Metazoa; Porifera; Demospongiae; Suberitida; Halichondriidae. Gene Ontology annotation, biological process: microtubule-based process. The record is from RefSeq and is a predicted model, not a curated record.
CCCGUAGAAGCGCGCAUGUGCAAACACAGUUCUAAAAACACGCCCAGUUUGUCACAGGACUCUGACACAGGACUCUGCCAGUAUCUAGUAGCCUUGACAACGACCAAUGACCACUAUUUCUAUCUUCACAAAGCACACACAUCCUCAGUAUUAAACUUUGUGGAGAGAGGAAAGAUGACUGAGAGAAAAGCAGUUAUCAAGAAUGCUGACAUGUCUGAGGACAUGCAGCAAGAUGCUGUAGACUGUGCUACUCAGGCCAUGGAGAAGUUCAACAUUGAGAAGGACAUAGCUGCUUACAUCAAAAAGGAGUUUGACAAGAAAUACAACCCGACAUGGCACUGCAUUGUUGGAAGGAACUUUGGCUCUUAUGUCACUCACGAGACGAAGCAUUUUAUUUAUUUUUACCUGGGACAAGUAGCAGUACUGCUUUUCAAGUCAGGAUAGACUUGAACUUCAACUAUAUCUAUACAUUUGGUAUUCUCUUAGUUAUCUCAUUGUUACUGUCUUUGUACCUAGUAACCUGUUGUACUUGUGGAACUAUCAAUCUUUAUUCCAAAUUGAA